AUGACCACUACCCCUGGCUUGUCUUUUGGAGCAUUCUGGAGCAUAUGGGACGUGAGGAGCAAGGAGGACUUGGCACAUGGACGCAGCUCAACUGGAUACGCAAAGGAAGAAGGAGGAAGCCAUCUUGAAGACCAGCUCGACCAUCUACUCGACCAACCGGUCGAGUUCCUCAACUCGACCGGCCAAGCUUCAACUCGAUCGAGCUGA
Messenger RNA from Microthlaspi erraticum, 207 nucleotides. The record is from the annotation of a GenBank genome assembly. Lineage: Eukaryota; Viridiplantae; Streptophyta; Magnoliopsida; Brassicales; Brassicaceae.